This is a messenger RNA of Effrenium voratum, 900 nucleotides long. NCBI's taxonomy places the organism in Eukaryota, Dinophyceae, Suessiales, Symbiodiniaceae. The record is from the annotation of a GenBank genome assembly.
UGUAAAUCAUGUGCGGGUGCUGAAGCCAACGGGCCCAAUGGCCUGCCAUGUGGAGCUUCGGACUGCUCUUGCUUCCUUUGGCUCGUGGCCGGAUAUGCCAAUCACAUGGCGACUGUCCCCCGGAGAAGUAUUGCUUUUCCUAUGCUGCGUGCCGCAAGUUCAUUGACAGCGAGCCCUUCGUUGUUGGCGACCUGGUCAAGGUUGACAAGCUUGACAAGGUCAAGGGAUGCCCUGGCUGGGUGGUAAUUGGGUCCAACCCCAAUGGCACCUACAAUGUGCAAUGUUCAAGCGAGGAGGAGCUGAGCCUGGCUGUUGACAAAGACAAGCUGCACUAUGCAGAUGCUUUUGGCUACAACUGCGGCGAGUUUUCCCAUACUGGGGUAUGUGGUUUAGUGCAGCUUUGCCCAUCCUCCCAUGACUCCAUCGAUGGGACGUGUCCUGGCCGCGCCCAAAACAAAACUGCUGCCUGCUACGAUCUCAACAAGGAGUUCUGCAAAAGCGUUGAGCAAAGCCCUCGACUGUGUGCCCAACCCUACCACGGUCCCAACGUCUCCGUGACCUGCUGUGCAGCAUGUGCGCGCUUUGCAACACCUCCGCCUUCGCCAUGCAAGGCUUGCGAGCUAAAGGCUUCCACUCCCAGUGUGCGUGGAUGGAGCGGUUCAACAUAUGCUGCGCUUCUGGGCUGCGCAGCGGCCCUUGUCGCAGCUGCGCUUUGCGCCCGUCGGUUGAAGUCUAGGAUUCAGUCGAAGAUGAAGUCGCAGGAACCGCAAGAGUUGGAGGAAGCUGCAGAGUACUUGCAGAUGGCUUCGCCAGAUGCAGUCCUGAAGUCCUGAGCAUUCUUUUCGGCACAAAGUGCUGUCCAUAUCAGGGUGGCCGAGGAUGGCUCAGGAUGGGUGUGAA